UGAAGCCAUAAUCUGAUAGGCUGCUGCUCACCGUUCGGACUAUGCACCUUUCCGCGUCUUCUUCCUCUCACCCGCAUGAAUUUCCUCCGCCGUUUCAAAACCCUACUUCUCCCCUUUCCCGCCCAAGUUAGCCCUACUCGCCGUCCGACGCCGUUCCUCACUCGCAUCGACUCGUCGCUUGGCCGAGCCAUGAGUUCCGAGUCCACUCACCGCAUCUUCCAGCUCAAGUUCGACCCCCUCACCGGCGAAUCCCAAUGGGUGGUCAUCGAAGAGACGGACGAUGCCGGCGGCGAGGAAUCGUUCGGGGGCUCAAGCGCUUCCUUCCUCGCCACGACGUCGUAUCUUGACAUGCUCAACGACUCCGCCAGGAACCGCGCCUUCCGAGAAGCCAUUGAUAAGACCGUCACAAAACCUUGCCAUGUUCUCGACAUUGGUUCUGGGACCGGAUUGCUGUCGAUGAUGGCGGCGCGAGCUAUGAGCUCCGAUGGCGGUGGUGGGACGGUGACGGCCUGUGAGUCCUAUCUUCCGAUGGCGAAGCUGAUGCGGAAAGUUCUGCACGUUAAUGGCAUGGGGAGGAAUGUUAAUUUGAUCAACAAGCGCUCCGAUGAGCUUCAAAUGGGCGUGGAUAUUCCUUCAAGAGCAGAUGUUCUCGUGAGUGAGAUUCUGGAUUCAGAAUUACUGGGAGAAGGGUUGAUUCCAUCUCUGCAACAUGCUCACGACAAUCUGCUGGUGGAAAAUCCACUGACAGUUCCAUAUCGAGCCACGACUUACGGUCAGCUGGUCGAGAGUUCAUUUAUACAGGAGCUACAUGAUCUGGGGAACAAGGAAGGGCAAGUUUUGGAUGGGAUUCAUCUCGUUCCGAACGGAUUGAGUACAAUUAUACGUCCCAAAUCGCAGCAGUACCCACUGCAUUGUGAUUCUUUAUCUGAGGAAAUAAGAUUGCUGUCAGAACCCUUCAAAAUCUUUGAAUUCGACUUCUGGAGGAGGCCUGAGAGCCAUGGAGAGGCUAAAGUGGUGGUGGAGGCAAUUGAUGAUGGUAGAGCUAAUGGCUUAGUCUCAUGGUGGGUACUUCAGCUUGAUCGCGAAGGCACAAUCUUUUACUCCACUGCACCUAAAUGGAUUGAUCUGCAACUUAACGCAAGAGCUAGCAACUGGUGUGACCACUGGAAGCAGUGCGUGUGGUUCAUUCCAGGUGAAGGCAUACUGGUAUCCAAGGGUGACGAGGUCACUCUGAAUGCCGUCCAUUCCGAGACUAGUGUUUCAUAUCAUUUUGCUUCUACAGAAACUAAUGAGAUCAGACAAUGUGAUUCUUCUGUCACUGGUGAUUUUCACCUCUUGCUGCCCCCGGAAAGAGUCGCUAUUUAUGGUGACAGCAAAUGGAGGUCAGCCAUGUUACGUGCUGUACAGAAUGCUUUGAAAGGAAGAGUUCAACCACUAUGUUUGGUUGCAGAUGAUAGUUUAUUCUUGACACUAGUUGCCACUUGUCUUUCUGAAACAUCUCGAGUGAUGUCAUUGUUUCCUGGGUUGCGAGAUAUGGGUUCCCAAUAUGUCCAAGCCAUUGCCAAGGCAAACGGCAUUACUGCUGGUCGUAUUGAAGUACUUAAAGAUAAGAGAAACAUUGAUAGGCAUGUUUCUGAUCAGAAAAAGGUUGACCUGUUAAUUGGAGAACCAUACUUUCAUGGUAACGAGGGGAUGCUUCCUUGGCAAAACCUGCGGUUUUGGAAUGAUAGAACCAUGCUAGACUCUGUUCUCUCUAAAGAUGCAGACAUUUUACCUUGUAAAGCAUUACUAAAAGCAUGUGCCAUGUCUCUCCCGGACCUCUGGAAUAGCCGUCGCUCUCUAACCAUGAUUGAAGGUUUCGAGCACUCGAUUGCUAAUUCUACUUUAGGGGCAUGUGGCGAACUACCAGCGGCACACGAGGGUCCGCUUCUGCCCUUCUUUAUCUGGCAAUGUGGAGAAAUCAAGAAACUCAGCGAAGCAUUCACCAUAAUGGAGUUCGACUUCACGAAACCGAUAACUUCUUGCAACGGAAAGGCAGAGGUCAGGUUUGUGGAGCCUGGAAUAUGCCAUGGAUACGUGCUGUGGAUAGAUUGGGUUAUGGAUGCAAGCAAUUCAGUGGUGAUCUCCACUGGACCUGAUGAGAGGUGGUGGAAGCAAGGCGUGAAACUGCUGGCGAAGCCAGCGAUGGUGGGAAUCGAUGGAGGGAACCCAGGUGGGUUCUGCUCUUCUGUAGUUGAAGCCGAGUUCGAUUCAUCGACUGGUGAGCUCCUCGUCAAAAAUGAGUUCUUUUGAGGCCUCUGUAGUAGUUUGCCUUGGCCCUUGUAUGCUGCUUUGUAUACAUGUAUCCUUAUUUGCUAGGUGAUAAAAUUGAUUGAUUGAUUACUUGAUUUUGAGAAAUAAACUAUAUUGUAUCUCCAAUGUUGCGUGAAUUAUCCAUAUGAUUCAACCUUUUACAUGAUCCAAGAAGCAUCCCUUCCUGGAGGUGCUUCAGCUACAUGGCAUGGGGUGAACCUAUAAGUAGUUGGCCCAAAUACACCAGGCACAAAGAAUCCUGGUGCCGUACAAGUUCGAAUCCGAGAGAGAAAAGAAGUAUCAACACAAAACAUAUACACAGAGAGAGGCUAUACGAAUUACUGUCUAAGUCAGUACUAGUACGAGAUUACAGAGAGAGGGCAAGAUUAAGAUUAUAUUUCGGUCGGCUGCAGGAAAUCUAUUGCUUUGCAAUGUCGUCGUCGUCGAGGGAGCUGUCUGAGGAACUAGUGUUGGAGAUUAUUUCCGGGACAGGGACAGUGCACGAUGUUGUAAGAUGCAGCAGCCUGCUGUCUAAACGUUGGCGGAAUAUAUGGCGAUCGAUCCCCGGCGAGGUCCUGGAUUUCGACAAGUCGGAUGAGCUACUGUGGGGGCAGAACGAGCUGGUGUUCUGUAUCCAACCUGAAGAACUGC
This is a messenger RNA of Linum tenue, 2943 nucleotides long. The record is from the annotation of a GenBank genome assembly. Lineage: Eukaryota; Viridiplantae; Streptophyta; Magnoliopsida; Malpighiales; Linaceae.